UGUCGUAUGAUGUUAAAAGAUCAUAAUUUGAUGACUCAACAGUCUUUCCACCAACUUGUGCAAAAGAAACCAUUUUUUCCAUCUGCAGUGUGGCAUAAUGCAGUAAGAGGCAUGUUUAUUCAAACUCAGGACACACCAAACCCAAAUAGUCUGAAGUUUAUUCCAGGGAAGGAGGUGCUGGAGUCGAGGACUAUGGAGUUUUCCACGCCAGCUGCAGCAUUUUGUUCACCUUUAGCAAGACAGUUAUUCAAAAUUGAAGGAGUUAAAAGUGUUUUCUUUGGACCAGACUUUAUCACAGUCACCAAGGAGAGUGAAGACCUGGAUUGGAACUUACUGAAACCAGAUAUUUAUGCAACUAUAAUGGAUUUCUUUGCCUCUGGCUUACCUGUAGUUACCGAUGAGGCACCUAGGACUGACACAGCUGCAUCAGAAGAAGAUGAUGAAGUUGUACUGAUGAUUAAAGAACUGCUGGAUACAAGAAUAAGGCCAACAGUGCAAGAAGAUGGUGGUGAUGUUAUUUAUAAAGGCUUUGAGGACGGGAUUGUGCAGCUGAAGUUGCAGGGUUCGUGCACCAGCUGUCCCAGUUCCAUCAUCACCCUGAAGAACGGGAUACAGAACAUGCUCCAAUUCUACAUCCCUGAAGUAGAAGGCGUGGAACAGGUUGUUGACGACGAUGACGUGGAGAAAGAAGCAAAUUCCACUUGAGCUAGCAUCAUCUGUGGCCAAAUAAGUAUUUACCUCUUGGUGUAUGUAAAGUAUCUUUGUGCUGAGGAACAACCAAAUUUGCCUUUCUUUUCAGAAAAAUAGUUGCACUUAUAGCUGUGAAAAUGUAUCAUCAGUUUGAGCAGUUUGUCCACUAAUUUAUUAUAUGCCCCGCAUUCAAAAAAGAA
Antrostomus carolinensis (chuck-will's-widow) is the source of this 890-nucleotide messenger RNA. RefSeq names its product NFU1 iron-sulfur cluster scaffold (gene NFU1). The transcript is spliced from 7 exons. Lineage: Eukaryota; Metazoa; Chordata; Aves; Caprimulgiformes; Caprimulgidae. Gene Ontology annotation, biological process: iron-sulfur cluster assembly. Gene Ontology annotation, cellular component: mitochondrion. Gene Ontology annotation, molecular function: iron ion binding; iron-sulfur cluster binding. Bases 7 to 705 code for a protein of 232 amino acids. The record is from RefSeq and is a predicted model, not a curated record.